GUUUAACAAAUAAAAUGUUCUAAUUUUCAAAUAAAUUUAUAUAUAUAGAAAAUAUAUUUUAAAUAAUUUCCAUUUUUAUUAAUUUUUGAUCUUUGCAAACCAAAAUCAAAAUGCGUCCGUCGGGUUUAAUAAUUAGUGUCGUCCUACUGUUGGCGUUAGUAGUAACUCCCCGUUUGAUCAGUUCCCAAGAAGCUCCAGUUCCGGUAGUUCUCUGGCACGGAAUGGGUGAUAGUUGCUGUAACCCACUAAGUAUGGGGGUCAUUAAGUCCCUAAUCGAGGAAAAUAUCCCCGGUGUUUACGUGCUCUCCGUCAGAAUUGGUGACAGUGUGGUUGAGGAUGUAGAGAAUAGCUUCUUAAUGAACCUUAACAAGCAAAUAGACAUGGUUUGCAAGCAGUUCUCUAAUGAUCCCAAUCUCGAGAUGGGAUUUAAUGCAGUGGGUUUUUCUCAAGGGGGCCAGUUCCUCCGUGGCUUAGUGCAGAGAUGUUCGGGGCUGAAAGUUCAAAACCUCAUCUCAAUUGGAGGUCAACACCAAGGUGUCUUUGGCUUACCAAAAUGUCCAGUAGGCCUUCAUAUAUGUGAGUAUGUCAGAGAACUACUGACCAAAGGCGCUUAUGAAGAGUACGUGUGUGCGUGUGUCAUAGUACAAGCGGAGUACUGGCAUGAUCCUCUUCAGGAAGAUGUCUAUAGGAGGAAAAGUGUCUUCCUUGCUGACAUCAACCAAGAGAGAUCAGUGAAUACAACGUACAGAGAGAACUUGAUUAAGUUGAAGAAUUUCGUCCUGGUGAAGUUCAACAACGAGACCGUAGUAGUGCCCAACGAGUCGGAAUGGUUUGGGUACUACAGAGAAGGGCAGGAGAAGGAGGUGAUUGACUUGAAAGAUUCAGACAUCUACAUUAAGGAUAAGUUGGGAUUGAAGGUGUUGGAUGAGUCCAAAAGACUCCACUUCCUGUCUCUGGAUGGCGAUCACAUAAUGUUCACCAGGAAGUGGUUUGUCGAGAACAUCAUCAAUCCGUAUCUGAAAUGA
This is a messenger RNA of Helobdella robusta, 1025 nucleotides long. RefSeq lists its product as hypothetical. Lineage: Eukaryota; Metazoa; Annelida; Clitellata; Rhynchobdellida; Glossiphoniidae. The transcript has 9 exons. Gene Ontology annotation, cellular component: lysosome. Gene Ontology annotation, biological process: protein depalmitoylation; receptor-mediated endocytosis. The record is from RefSeq and is a predicted model, not a curated record. Gene Ontology annotation, molecular function: palmitoyl-(protein) hydrolase activity. Bases 111 to 1025 code for a protein of 304 amino acids.